Molecule: messenger RNA, 629 nt
Organism: Panicum hallii
Lineage: Eukaryota; Viridiplantae; Streptophyta; Magnoliopsida; Poales; Poaceae
Product: mitochondrial import inner membrane translocase subunit TIM17-2-like
Exons: 1
Coding region: 16-618 (200 amino acids)
Biological process (GO): protein import into mitochondrial matrix
Cellular component (GO): TIM23 mitochondrial import inner membrane translocase complex; mitochondrial inner membrane
Molecular function (GO): transmembrane protein transporter activity
Source: RefSeq, a predicted model, not a curated record
GGCGGCUCCUUCGGGAUGGGCGCGGUGGGCGGCUCCGCCUUCCACUUCGCCAAGGGCCUCUACAACUCCCCCAACGGCCACCGCCUGGCGGGCGGCGCCACGGCCGUCCGCAUGAACGCGCCGCGCGUCGGGGGCAGCUUCGCCAUCUGGGGCAGCCUCUUCUCCACCUUCGACUGCGUCCUGGUCUACGCGCGGCAGAAGGAGGACCCCUGGAACUCCAUCGCCGCCGCCGCCGGCGCCGGCGCCACGCUCGCCCUGCGCCGGGGCCUCCUCGCCUGCGGAACGUCCGCGGCCAUCGGCGCCGCCCUCCUCGCGCUCAUCGAGGGCGCCGGGAUCAUGAUGAACCGCCUCGUGCCGGAGGGCAUGGUGCAGCACCCUGUGCAGCAGGAUGACGGCCAGUACGCCGCGGCCGCACCACCUGGUUUCCUGGGAGUGCCGCCGGCGCCGCCGAUCGUGGUCCAGGAGGUCCCGGGCGCUGAGGAGCAUGGCCCGCCGACUGGAUGGCUUGGUGGAUUGUUCGGGAGGAAGCAGCGGGACAGCAAGGUUGCCGGUGGGGAUCGCAAGCCGGAGGUGGUGCAGAUGGAUUUGCCCCCCACGGCUAUUCCCUCCUUCGAUUAAUCCAAGUGAAA